This is a messenger RNA of Rotaria sordida, 1833 nucleotides long. The record is from the annotation of a GenBank genome assembly. NCBI's taxonomy places the organism in Eukaryota, Metazoa, Rotifera, Eurotatoria, Philodinida, Philodinidae.
UUUUUUUUUAAUUAAAUUUAGAAUUCACCAGAUGAUAAUUCAAUUGUAUUUACCCUACGUAGUUAUCGUUGUUGUAAAUAUUUAUGGAAAUCAUGUGUUGAUCAUCAUACAUUUUUUCGUUUAACAUCAAUACCACCAUCACCGAGAAAAUUUUUUCAAUUUACUAAUAAAUUUCGACAUAGUAAUGACGUUGUGCAAAAUGGUUUGUUAAUUGAAGCAAAUGGUAAAAAACCAAAGACAUUUGAAAGAGCUUCAAGUCGUAGAAGUUUUCGUUCAAUAAAUGGUUCAUCAACAUUACCAGCAUCAACAACAAAUAAUAGUUUAUCAUUAACAAGAAAUUCAAAUUUAAAGACAGUCUUAUUUCUUUCAUCAUCGUCAGUAUCAAUAUCAAAAUCUGAUAAAAUAUUAAAUACACGUUCACCACCACCACCAAAACCUCCUCGACAACCACUUAAUACAUCGAAAAAUUCUUCUAUAAAUAACAGUGCAUUGAUCGAAGCUAAUGAAUAUAAGCCAAAAAAUGCUACUUUACCAAGAAAAAAUAAUUACCAAAAUAGUCUUGAAAUGUCUAACGGAACAUCAUAUAUUGAUGAUAUUCCAACAAAAGAAAAUUCUGAUACAAUUACUAUUAAACUCCAACCAGAUACUGAUGGUCGAUAUGGUUUUAAUGUUAAAGGUGGUGGUGAUGAACAUUCACCAAUUGUUAUCUCAAGAAUAGCUUUAAAUACACCAGCUAAUCGAGCAUCACUUCAUGAAGGUGAUCAAAUAUUAUCAAUUAAUAAUAUUAAUAUACAAAGUCAUUCACAUGAAGAAGUUGUUAAUAUGAUUCGACAAUCACGUGAAAGACCAUCUGGUGAAUUAGAACUUUUAAUACGACCUUUAAAUAAAUGUCAUUUAUCAACAAAUAAUGAUACCGAUUUCGAACAUACGUAUGAUAAUGAUUUUUUAAAUUUAAAUCAAAAAGAUCCAUUAGAACAAUCAUUAGAAAUAUUACGUGAUGAUAUUACAACUGGUCAUCUUAUUGAACAGUAUGAAACACUUCCACGACGUAAAGAAGGUUUUACAUUUGAAAUUGGUACUAGUCAAAAUAAUUAUUAUUGUAAUCGUUAUAAAGAUGUUUUACCUUAUGAUCAAACACGUGUUAUACUUAAAUUUAGUUCAGAUAGUGAUUAUAUUAAUGCUAAUUUUAUUAAUAUGCCUAUUACAUCAACGGAUAUGGUUAAUCGUUAUAUAGCUACACAAGGACCAUUGCCAACAACGUGUGAAGCUUUUUGGACAAUGAUCUGGGAACAACAAUGUACAUUAUUAAUUAUGCUUACGACUUUAUUUGAAAAUGGCCGAAUAAAAUGUCAUCAAUAUUGGCCAAAUGUAUUAGAAACAAAUGAUUAUGGUUUAUUUACUGUACGAUGUCGACGUGAACGAAAAGAAAAUCAACUUAUAUAUCGAGAAUUUUUCUUUACACAUAAAGAAACUAAUGAAGAAAGAAUUAUUUAUCAAAUACAAACUGAAACAUGGCCUGAUCAUGGUGUACCAAAUGAUUUUGCAUCUUUUGUUGAAUUUGUUUUAGAAAUUCGAGAAUUAAGAAAAUCAAAAAAACAUUUACCUAUUCUUGUUCAUUGCAGUGCUGGUAUUGGUCGAACAGGUGUUAUUAUAUUAAUGGAAACUGCUCUAUGUCUUAUUGAAACGAAUCAACCUGUAUUUCCACUUGAUAUUGUUCAACAAAUGCGUGAACAACGUUUAGGAAUGAUUCAAACUGCUAGUCAAUAUCAAUUUGCAUGUGGAGCCGUACUAUAUGCCUAUGAUCAUGGAUUAGUACAAGUGAUCAGAAAUUAA